Messenger RNA from Paramecium pentaurelia, 1563 nucleotides. The record is from the annotation of a GenBank genome assembly. Lineage: Eukaryota; Ciliophora; Oligohymenophorea; Peniculida; Parameciidae.
AUGAUGAAAAUUCCUUUAUCGCCAACUUUAUUACAAUUUGAAAGUAUAUUUUAAUCAAAUCAAAAUUUCUGGUCUUUAUGCCCUUAAGACUCAAUUAAAUAUGACUUAGAGAAAAGGUUCAUAGUAAUUAUUAAUUCAACAAUAAAAAUAAAGAAACUAAGAAUAGGUGGUGGCUAUAUCUAAUAUUCAGAUAAUGUAUUAAAUAUAUUAUACAUGUAGAAAUAUAUUGAUAUUCACAAUAUAGAAAUGCAAUUAACUCGAAAUUCUUAGAUUAAUUCGCCUGGAGUUAAAUUAACAAGACAAAAUUAUACAUUAGAAAUUUAUGGUGAUAUAGAUGAUUGGGUCGAUUAUUUAAAACCAUUCUCAAUAUAAUUCUACUUUUAAUAAAGAUAUACGAUUUAGAAAAAAAUUGAAAAAGGAACAUUAUAAAAUUGGUUUACUGUUAGAUGCAAAUCUACUUCCCUUGAGUACUCUGUUCAAAUAGUAGAAAAAAAUAAUAAUUUAAAUAGAAGAAUUUUCAUAUAUAACUUAUAACUAUUGAGAAAUCUAAAAUUGCACAAUCUAAUAAAAAUGAAAGAAAUAUUUGAAAGUAGGAAUUUGAUUUAUAUUGUUUAUGAAAAUAUUGAAGGAACUAAUAUUGACGAUUUAAGAUUGGAUAAAUAAUUAACUGAGUUUGACAUUUCUACAAUAAUGAGAAUUUUGUUUACAAUACUUGAGUAUUUACAUUUAAAUAAUGUUGUCCUUGGUCAAAAAGCUAUUGUUUAAAAUUUAUAUUUGAGGAACCCAAAAGAUUGGUCAUCUGUAUAUUUUAUUGAUCAUUUUGAUAUUCAAAGUUAGUAUUGUAAUAAUAAUGAUUUUUAUUCAAAGGCAUAAAAUGAUAUAAACAGUUUAGGUAAUAUUAUGAAAUAUCUUUUGGAUUAUAAUAAUGAUGCAGCAAAACUUUAUAGUUAUGAAUUAUAAGAAUGGUCAAAGCAGGCUUUUGAUUUCUAUCAAAAAAUUAAUGAUAUAACUAAAAAUUACUCAUCAUAUGAUGCACUUUAACAUCCAUUUAUCUUUUAAAGUUCCAAAUUGAUAGUUGGAAGCUUUAAUUCUCGAAAAUUAUUUCACAUGAGCUAAUUAGGAAUAUAAUCAUUAGAAAUUUCAACUGAACUGAAUUCAAAUAAUUAAUCAAACUCGAAUAGUCCAAUAAAAAAAGGAAAAAAAAUAAUAAAAAUUAAGCCUGCAAUUUCAUCCCCUGCUUCUCCUAUCCAAAAAGCAACAUUUGAAGAAUAAAGUUCUUAAGGUUCUAUUGAUGUAAAAGCAAUUUUAGAAAAAUAUUUAGAUGUUAAAAAAUCAGAUAUUAUAAUUGAACCAUAUAUUGAAUAAAGCCCUUUAAAAAAGCAGGGUAAUAGCUUUAAAUUAACUUCAAAAAAAAUUACAUCAUAAAACUCAGCUUUCAUAAAAGAGAAAUCUAAUUUUUUUUAAAAUUCCAUGUUAAAAAAAUCAGCAAGAAAAAUAGAUAGUAUACAUUAAAAAAAAUAUUUAGAAUAAUCGACAAAUAAAAAAUCUACCUUAGAACUAUGA